Messenger RNA from Rotaria sordida, 261 nucleotides. The record is from the annotation of a GenBank genome assembly. NCBI's taxonomy places the organism in Eukaryota, Metazoa, Rotifera, Eurotatoria, Philodinida, Philodinidae.
AUGGGUGAUCGAUAUAAUAUCCAUAGUCAACUUGAACAUUUACAAUCAAAAUAUGUUGGUACGGGACAUGCAGAUACAUCAAAAUGGGAAUGGUCAUCAAAUAUUCAUCGUGAUACAUAUGCAUCAUAUUUAGGUCAUUUUGAUAUGCUUAAUCAUAUAGCUUUAUGUGAAAAUGAAAGUAAAGCUCGUGUUCGAUUUCAAUUAUUAAAAAGAAUGAUUCAACCAUGUGGACCACCUCAUGAAAAAAUGGAUGAAAGUUAA